AUGCAUCUGGAACCAGCUGAUGUCAUUAUUGUGGAGGGGAUUCUUAUUUUCUACGAUGUCCGCCUGAGGAAUAAGUUUGCAAUGAAACUUUUUGUCGACGCUGAUGCUGAUAUCCGGCUCGCACGACGAGUAAGACGUGACACUGUAGAGAGGAAGCGGCCUUUGUCGAUUGUACUUGCUCAGUACACAAAAAAGAAACCAUUCGAAUCGAUUUUAAAUUACUCUCAUUGGACUAAGCUCAUCCAUCUUGGCUUCUUCAUUCAGGUUAAACCCGCCUUUGAAGAGUUUUGCCUACCAACGAAAAAGUGGGCAGAUGUUAUAAUACCAAGAGGGGGUGAAAAUGACGUCGCCAUUGAUCUCCUUGUUCAACAUAUUCAGGUACAUUAUAUUUGAAU
This is a messenger RNA of Strongylus vulgaris, 395 nucleotides long. The record is from the annotation of a GenBank genome assembly. Lineage: Eukaryota; Metazoa; Nematoda; Chromadorea; Rhabditida; Strongylidae.